AUGGCGAGCAGUGUGACUGCUUCCACGGGAAUGUCGCUCGGCAGCCGACACAACUCUCACAACAAUCUCGUUGCGUCCGACAGCGUCUCUGACUGGCUCAACUCUUCUCGUGACAACACGCCCAAAGGACCCACGUUAUUGACCGCACAGGAGUCGAUUCACCGACAGAACAGCUACUCCAGCCUAACCGACGGUUUUGACAUGGUCUCUCCACCCACGCUCAUCUGGCCAGACACAACAGAGUCCAAGAUCUUGGGCCUCAACAACGCAGAUGAAUAUCUCUCCAGCCUUGCAGAGCAGUCCAUUGGCCUCAAAAAUACCUUCACCGAGACACUACAUGUUGAUGACUUCUUCAACGACAGCUUGUCCAACUCCAACGCCAGCAGUCCGUACAUGGGCGACACAAUUAAUCUUCCCGGCUGGAACCACGGCCCUGAAGUGGUGGGCGGACUCGAAUCUGAUGUAGACUCUCCUGAAGGCAUCUGGUACGGACAAACACAGCCCAUCACAACCAAGGCUGCCCGCAGGGGUCCCACUGCGCUCGACUUCUUUGUCCAAAUCGAUCAAUCGGAUAUCAUGGCAUCACCUGGUGCAACCAACUCUGGCGGCUUCCAGACUCUCGAUACCACCGCGCCGACGACCAGCAGCAAGAGUGUCGGAUUGCUGGGGGCACCGACUCGAACGCUCCGAUCUGCCAUCUCUGCCCCUCUCUUGCAACGAGAUGACCCGGUACUCGAAGCGGCUGGAACGCAACACCUGAUCAACGACUUUCUCAUCGAUGCAGGAUUUCCGCAAGAACGCAUUCCAGAAGCGAAUGCUCUCGGUCUGGACCUCGGACCUCAGUCGAGUGCGGUCAACACGCCUGCUCAUGAUUCUGUUGUGCAUGGAAACGAAGGCGGCCUCGACAAGGAUGGCUUGCCGCUCAUCACAGAGCUGGCAGGUAAUCCCAGCGUGGCCCAGUCCUCGGCCCUCUUCCAACGUCGUGCUGUGCAGCGCGAGCUUCAUGCACCUUCGCCCGUUGCGGUUCCCGCCGUAGAUGCAGGCGAUCAAACUAUCGAGGUCGCUCCCGGCCGCACCGUUACCGUCAACCACCCGACGGAUUCGACCGUAGACCCAGAACAGAUGACCGAGGAUCAGCGACGAAGGCUUGCGCAACUCCACAAGAUUCAUGUUGCACAGCAGGCGGCACGAUUAGGCGUGUAUCAGGACUUUGUCACUCCAUCACAGCAAUUUGCUGGCCAAGAAGCGAGCGAACGGGCAGCCAAGGCGGUACAAGCAGCCCUGAUGUACGGCAUGGAAGGCAACUCUCCGCGAAAGCUCAGCGUAGGCUCAACUGGAUUGCCUACUCCCGUCACACCGCAGCAUCCGCUGCAGCCCGGCCCCGGCAGCAUGGCCAAUGCUGCCUACCAUCCUCACAUGCAGAACUACCUUGGCGUUCAAAUGCAAGGCUAUUCUGCUACCAGUUUCGACCCACGACUGCCCGGCAUGCCAUUAUCUGCCGACUCGGCCAACUUCGCACCUUCGAUCCAGAACCAGUUCUCCAACCUCCACCUGGUUCAACAACAGCAACAGCAGCAACAGCACCAGCAGCAGCAACAACAACAACAACAACAACAACAACAAGGUGUCUUCACCCCACAAUUUCUCCACCAGCACGACACCACCCUAUAUGCGGGGCCAGCCAACGUCGGCUCGCAAGACAUGUCCGGCUACACAUCGGUCUAUCCACCACCAAGACACAACAGCAUCAGCGGUGCAAGUGUGGGAAGUGAACGAAGCGGCGGCAUGCACGGUCCAAGUCUGACGCUCAAUGGGUUUGGACACCUCGUCAGUGACCAGAUCAUGCUGGCGCCGAGAAGGGCGAGUCACCUUGGCUUGAAUCGAGCCGAGUCGAGUCCUUCCUUGGCCUCGCAGAUUGCCGCCAACCCGAUGCAACUGCAAAAUCCAUUCAAUCAGCAGCAAUCGCAACCGACGCAACAACAGUCACAGCAGCAGGCGAUGCUGGCGACGCUGGAGCCGUCGAAGCUGAUGACCAGUUCAGAGAUAGCCUUGAUGCCACCAGCUGCUAGCACGCCUCGAUCAGCGCCGGCGGAUGCAUCACGCGAGCAUCUGGCGAUACAGCAGAAUCGAAUGCGUCAGUUACAGCAGCAGCAGCAGCAACUACAGUUUCUCCAGAUGCAGACUGCAGCCAUCAAGCAGGCCGGAAGCAGCUCAGGCCAAGUGACGACGAGAAAAGCACCCAGCACGCUCUCUGCGCCAUUGAGCCCUCCUCGGUCGCCAGCCAAGACCAAGUCGACACCCCAUCUCCGAAGUCCAUUAGGCGGUGGUGCGGCGGGGUUGCCAUCUUUGCCCGCCAAGACCACGGCACCGGGACUGCGAAAGAUCGCUUCGAACCGAAGGAUCAACACUGUCGCCUCGUCAUCCACGCUUGCCGGCAGCGGCAGUGCAGGAUCGACAUCGUCAAGCUCGAGCUCAUCCGCCUCAGGUGGUGGCGGUUUGAAGGGUAAGACCAGUACCUUUGGGCUUGCUGGAGGUUUUACGCUCGAACUCACCACCUCGGCAUCGCCUACACGAGCUCGAACCAUUUCUCACCAGAGCAACGUCUCAUCGCGAUCCAACAGCUCGCCAGGCAAAUCCAAGUCGCCGACGCCCUCGGCGCUCGCCUCCGGAUCCGGCAGUGGAGGUUUCACGCAGCUCUCGUUCGUCAACUACGGCUUGAACGAUGCCGACGAGAUCUGCUCGGCUGUCGCUCCCAGUGGAAGUUACAAAGUACCGUUGCGCGGAUUCGGUGCGUCCUCGGGCGAAGACGACGAUUUCGACGACGACGCCAGUUCCGUCCGUACUCGAACCAUGUCCAAUGUCACCGGGGUCACAGGAAUGGCAGCGUCUGACGACGAAGAUGAUAGCCCAAGCUCGACAAUAGGCGCCACUCCAGGGAGCCCCUCCAAGAAGGUUCGCAAGAACUCAAGUCGCCCAAAUCUGCUGUUAAGCCCGAGCGGUGCAAGUGCUAGCCCGCUCAGAAGCAAACGCAGCAUGGCCAACUUAGGAGGAAGCGGUGGGAGCGGUGGAAACCGAGCUUGGGAUGCGUCCAGAUCGCCGAGAAAGACAAAGUCGACCAUCUUGAGUCCUGUUUCCAGCGCUGGAAGUGGCGAGUAA
This is a messenger RNA of Mycosarcoma maydis (corn smut), 3156 nucleotides long. RefSeq lists its product as uncharacterized. The record is from RefSeq and is a predicted model, not a curated record. The transcript is spliced from 2 exons. Lineage: Eukaryota; Fungi; Basidiomycota; Ustilaginomycetes; Ustilaginales. The coding region runs from base 1 to 3156 and encodes 1051 amino acids.